AUGGCAGCAUCCCACUGGGUCUUCCCACCUCCAACGACCAGAGCAACCUUCUUCGAAACCUCUAUUCUGAACACAAACUUGGCCAUCUUCCUCAACGCGUCAACCUCGGAAUGGCCAUCCACCGGCUUUGGGCGCACAGCAACCUUCGACUACGACGCCAUAAGACUAGAAUGGCCUUCUUCCAGUAAUCCAUCAACACGGAACUGGCACUGCCUACCAUGCCGUCAGCUCUCCUCAUCAAAUUCUGAGUCUGCAAACUGGGAAGCCUGCAGAUAUCCCAGCGCAGACACUCUCCCAGAACUCCUUACCAUCUCUGUCCCGAUGGGAGAACAGAGAGACAACUACUUUACUUGGAAUAUCAACUCUGACUCUUCGCUCCCACGCGAAACCCGCACGGAUGCCUUGAUGUGUACCUUUGGUACUCCCAGUGACAACGGACCUUACUAUAUCACCCAGCCCUUCCGCUUCAUCCACGCAGACCGCCAGCAAUCCACGGGGGAGAAUUCCUACAUUUUCAACACCACCGUUCCAGAAGGUGCUGAAUCUGACAGAGAACGCAAUGAUUAUCCCUAUCAUAGACGGUGGAGGUGGUCGACUGACGCUGUAGCUGGCGCCAUUUUCGCCGCAAUCCUUGGGCUCAUUUUGGUGCUGGCUGGGCUCCUGUACUGUCUCAGUCGCAAGAAGAAGCAGAGGAAGGCUCAGGAAGCCAUGCUUGCAGAUUCAAACUCAUCAAACUCGGCGCGUGAUGCAGGUGCGGCUGAAAGCGGUAUAGCCGGCGUGAGUUCCAAGGAGAAGAAUGAGCAGAGGGCAGAAGGGGAGCCGGAGGAGGAAGGACUACCAAGGUAUGAAGGACCACCUGGCUAUGCCGAGGCUACGAGUUCUUCUGCCUCUGCAACGUCCGUUGAGGCCACGACUUCUACUGGGCCUUCAAAGUAG
Molecule: messenger RNA, 936 nt
Organism: Plenodomus lingam JN3
Lineage: Eukaryota; Fungi; Ascomycota; Dothideomycetes; Pleosporales; Leptosphaeriaceae
Source: RefSeq, a predicted model, not a curated record